AUGGUUCGCAUAGCUAAGAAAAAGGAUACCUGGCCCAGUCGUGCGAUCGACGCAGAAAUGUGCAGGCUCAUGUUUCGGAUAUGGGAUCCUCAAGUAAUCGACCGAGGGAUUGUAUAUGUAUUCCACAACUUAUAUUCCCCUCGAUUCGAUAAUGGAAGCUCCUCAGUAACUUUGGCCACCACGAAACAUCAGGAGCUGUUGUCAUAUAUUCGUGGAAACUUCCAGCAGCAUCGAGAACAGGGUGUGCCUGACUCUGUGGAAAGUACAGUCAAACCUUUCAAGACCUACACACGACCCGCUAUUCGUGCCAGAGAUAACCAAUGA
This is a messenger RNA of Penicillium taxi, 324 nucleotides long. Its product is annotated as toxin biosynthesis protein. NCBI's taxonomy places the organism in Eukaryota, Fungi, Ascomycota, Eurotiomycetes, Eurotiales, Aspergillaceae. The record is from RefSeq and is a predicted model, not a curated record. The coding region runs from base 1 to 324 and encodes 107 amino acids. The transcript has a single exon.